AUGCUACGAUGGGAAAUUCUCCACUUGCAGAUGAUAGCCUUGACCGGCACUAAUGGGAAUGCAUUCGCCGCCCACUAUAUCGACGUAACACAGACUUGGGUCGAUCAAAUCCAGGAGCGUUUCCAGCUGCGCACGGAAGUCCGCGAGAGACAGGACUCGGGCCCGCCCGAGGCUUCCCUUCUGACAACCGCAAUGCUGGACAAGCCCUAUGCGCACGGCUCUGAUGAGGCCGAAGGUAGCUUGGCUGGGAAUUUUGACUCUGAUUUGGAUGUCUCUUUUGAUGAGGACACCUACUGA
Messenger RNA from Gloeophyllum trabeum ATCC 11539, 297 nucleotides. RefSeq lists its product as uncharacterized. Bases 1 to 297 code for a protein of 98 amino acids. NCBI's taxonomy places the organism in Eukaryota, Fungi, Basidiomycota, Agaricomycetes, Gloeophyllales, Gloeophyllaceae. The record is from RefSeq and is a predicted model, not a curated record. The transcript has 3 exons.